AAGACUGCGGGUCGCCUACAGGUGGUAGGAGUCAGAAGUUUUGGAAGCCAGGAAGUGAGAAGUCCAGGGUCAGUGCAAAGCCGGAGAGGAAGAUGGUGAAGCAAACCAUCCAGAUUUUCGCGAGGGUGAAGCCCCCUGCCCGGAAGCAGCAACAAGGGAUUUAUUCCAUAGAUGAAGAUGAAAAAUUAACAGCUAGUUUGGAAAUUAUCGUACCACGUGAUUUGGCAGACGGGUUUGUGAACAAUAAGCGAGAAAGCUACAAAUUUAAAUUUCAAAGGAUUUUUGAUCAGGAUACAAAUCAAGAGGCCAUUUUUGAACACAUUGCCAAACCAGUUGCUGAGAGUGUCCUGGCAGGUUACAAUGGCACGAUCUUUGCGUAUGGGCAAACAGGCAGCGGGAAGACAUUCACCAUCACAGGUGGGGCUGAGCGAUACAGCGACAGAGGCAUUAUCCCAAGGACGCUGUCGUACACUUUUGAGCAGUUACAAAAGGACAGCAGCAAAAUAUAUACAACACACAUUUCCUACUUGGAAAUCUACAAUGAGUGUGGUUAUGAUCUAUUGGAUCCAAGACAUGAAGCCUCCAGUUUGGAAGAUUUGCCGAAAGUGACAAUACUGGAGGACCCUGACCAGAACAUUCAUCUGAAAAACCUCUCUCUUCAUCAGGCAACCACAGAGGAAGAAGCUCUGAAUUUGCUUUUCUUAGGAGACACUAACAGAAUGAUUGCAGAGACCCCUAUGAACCAAGCUUCAACUCGUUCCCACUGCAUUUUCACGGUUCAUUUAUCAAGCAAAGAACCAGGAUCUGCAACUGUCCGACAUGCCAAGCUCCAUUUGGUUGACCUGGCUGGUUCAGAGCGAGUUGCCAAGACUGGAGUAGGCGGCCAGCUUCUAACAGAGGCCAAGUAUAUCAACCUGUCACUACAUUACUUAGAACAGGUCAUCAUUGCCCUUUCAGAAAAACACCGUUUACAUAUUCCUUAUAGGAACUCCAUGAUGACCAGUGUCCUAAGAGACAGUUUAGGAGGGAACUGCAUGACAACUAUGAUUGCAACGCUUUCUUUGGAGAAAAGGAAUAUUGAUGAGUCUAUAUCUACCUGCAGAUUUGCACAACGAGUGGCACUCAUAAAGAAUGAAGCUAUUCUUAACGAAGAAAUUGAUCCCAGAUUGAUGAUCCUACGCCUACAAAAGGAAAUCCAGGAACUGAAGGAUGAACUGGCUAUUGUCACUGGGGAACGGAGGACAGAGGCACUCACAGAAGCAGAGCUCCUUCAGUUGGAGAAACUAGUAACAUCCUUUUUGGAAGACCAGGAUCCAGAGAGUAGACUAGAGGUUGGUGCUGACAUGCGUAAAAUUCAUCACUGCUUUCAUCACUUAAAGAAACUACUGAAUGACAAGAACAUCUCUGGAAAGAGUAUAGCUUCCUCUGAAAUCAAAAAUCAAGAGUGCCAAGAAGCUUUAAAAGGGGAAGAAUACAAAAAGCUACAAGAUGUCUUAAAGCAGAGAGAUAAUGAAAUCAAUAUUCUGGUCAACAUGUUAAAAAAGGAGAAGAAGAAAGCUCAGGAUGCUCUCCACUUAUCUAGCAUGGAUAGGAGUGAUUUCAGACACUCCCCGAGCUCACCCUUCCCCCCUGGGGCACCGGAAGGUCGGAGGACAUUGGUCUCCUCACCACCCGUGCAGGUCCCGGACUUCAGCACUUUUGGACACAGAUCCAGUUUGCUUCACAAGAAAUCAGGGAUAAAAGAGGAAAUGUCAUUAGGACGCCAGGAGGCUUUUGAAAUCUUCAAGAGGGACCAUGCUGACAGCGUUACCAUUGAUGACAACAAACAGAUUUUGAAACAGAGAUUUUCUGAAGCAAAGGCCCUGGGAGAAAGUAUAAAUGAAGCAAGACGUAAAAUCGGUCACCUGAAGGAAGAAAUCACCCAGCGGCACAUUCAGCAGGUUGCUCUCGGAAUCUCAGAAAACGCAGCCCUGCCUUCAACACCAGACCUGCAGGAAGAGAAGCUGCGAUCACAACUGGAGGAAGAAAAGAGAAGGUAUAAAACCAUGUUCACUCGCCUGAAAGCCCUGAAGGUGGAGGUCGAGCACCUGCAGCUGCUCAUGGACAAAGCCAAGGUGAAGCUGCAGAAAGAGUUUGAAGCCUGGUGGGCAGAGGAGGCCACCAGCCUGCAGGUAAACUCUCCAGUGGUGAAUUCACUGAAUCCCAUGAAGCCAGUUCCCCAGAUGUCUGAAUCCCAACAGGAACGGGCCCAGCUCCUGUCUAACAGAAGUGACGUAAACUACAGGAAAAUCCUGCCUUCACCUUGCCCCAGCCCACACCGCCAGGAACAGAGCAGCACCAGGGCCCACCUGGAAGACAGCAUUCCCGAGAGCCCGAUGUCAUCCAUCCCUCUCACUGGGGACAGCCAGACGGACUCCGACAUCCUGGCGUUCAUCAAGGCCAGACAGAACGUCUUGCAGAAGAAAUGUUUGGGAAGCAACUGAAUCUCAACUAGAGUUCAGCCGCCCAUUCUGCCAGCAAAAAAGAAGACAGAUGAAGGCACCACUGCUCAUGCGCUCUGGCUCCCGAAGUGGUCUACGGGCUGCUGGAGUAGCUAGUGACCAUUCGUCCAUGGAGGGGGGUGUGUUUCUGUAAGGACGAUGCCUGGAGGCCGCCAGAGAGGCUGGGCCAGGGCUGAUGGUGACAUCCUUCCUGUGGUUUCUGGAGCUGCCGGAAGUCUGGGAAAUGCCAGGGUGCUAGGGCAGGCUGAGGGCCUUGCUCACCCCUGUAGUGCUGUCUCGCUAGGUAAGCCGUUGGGCUCAGGAAGUACUACCGUCCUAAUGUAGUGACAGAGGAUGCUCACAGCGGUGCAGUGUGGGGGUUGGGGUGACAAUCGGUUAUUUUUAGCUAUUUGCCAACCCACUCUCCUGGUCUGUCCCCUGGUUUAGAAGCCCAGCGAUGACUGUAGUAGGCCAGGUAGGGUAUCUGAGCCACUGGCGAGGCAUUGGAAUGCAGAGCACCUUGAGGGCCAAUCCUGGUCUCCCAGACCAAAUCUUCCACCAUCACCCUCAUGGUCUGGAUGGCCUGUAGCCAGAGCCAGCACCAUCCACGUCUCCAGGAAACUGUCUACCCUGCAGAGUCCAGGGACGUCGCAACACCGAGAACAGAGGACAAUUCCCACAUACUCUGCAGAGCAUACAAGAGGGGACAAUGUGGGCACCUCGGGCCUCCCAGCCUUCACUCUGCCACCCAGGGUGCUGCAGGAUUUGGGUCAAAACUACCAGCUUCCACGGGGAAAACAUCAUUGUCCAGGGCUCUCAGUGAGCCCUCUCAACACUCUGGCCUCCCUUGGUGACACCGACAACCCUGCUAGAAGGCCCUUGGGGAAUCACCUGUGUCGGGGUGAGCCAAGCUGCACUGGGUCAGGAGGGGAACAGCACCUAAAAAGGAAGUUAACCGAAUAAAGUGCUUGCCCACC
This is a messenger RNA of Tupaia belangeri chinensis (Chinese tree shrew), 3457 nucleotides long. RefSeq names its product kinesin family member 6 (gene KIF6). Bases 93 to 2483 code for a protein of 796 amino acids. The record is from RefSeq and is a predicted model, not a curated record. NCBI's taxonomy places the organism in Eukaryota, Metazoa, Chordata, Mammalia, Scandentia, Tupaiidae. The transcript has 22 exons. Gene Ontology annotation, biological process: microtubule-based movement. Gene Ontology annotation, molecular function: ATP binding; microtubule motor activity; microtubule binding.